Messenger RNA from Cyphellophora europaea CBS 101466, 699 nucleotides. RefSeq lists its product as uncharacterized. The coding region runs from base 1 to 699 and encodes 232 amino acids. The transcript has 2 exons. The record is from RefSeq and is a predicted model, not a curated record. NCBI's taxonomy places the organism in Eukaryota, Fungi, Ascomycota, Eurotiomycetes, Chaetothyriales, Cyphellophoraceae.
AUGUCUAAGCUCUACAACGUCCCACCCGAGGAGUCGGAGCCCGUCGUCACCUCGCACAUCAACGGCUCUACCGAAGAGAUCCUCGCACGAUACUGCAUCACCGAGCUCUGCAAAGGCUGGCCCGUCUACCGCGAUGCCUCGGAGUGGCAGAACUACCGCUCUUUGUUCACCAAGGAGGGCGCUUAUGUCUGGACCACCUGGUCCGGCGGUCUCUCCAUCCAAGACUUCAUCGACGUCUCGAUCAAAGGGCGCGCCAACGGCGACUUCAUCAUGCACCGGGAGAACGGCACGCUCGCCAACGUCAACCUGGCCAAGCAGCGCGGCAUCGGCAAGAUGAAGGCCACCAUCACGCAGCGCGUGCUCCUCAAGGGCAUCCCCGUCGACGUCGAGUGCGACUGCCGCUUCAUCUUCUUCUGCAAGAUCGAGGACGGCGAGUGGAAGGCCCAGUUCGUCAAGCUCUUCUACGAGAAGGACAAGGUCGUCCCCGUCGACGGCAAGACCGUGCCGGAUUUCCCCAAGGAGGAGCUCCAGAAGUAUACCGAGGGCUAUCAGUAUUUGGGCGCGGCGCAGGCGACGCUGGGACACAAGAUUCUGCAAGGCCUACCGAAUGCGAACAACAAGGGCUGGUAUGAUAUGUAUGCCGCCAUGGCGGAUUGGUUGCAGGGCAAGGAGGUUGAUCUGUUCUGGGAGCACAAGUAA